AUGAUUCUAUUAAUUGAUUCCUAUGAUUCAUUUACGAAUAAUCUUUGUCAGCUUAUUUCAAAGGUUACAGCCAAAGAGGUGGUUGUAAUAAAGAACGACACAUUUGACGACAAUGAAUAUCGUGAUUUUUUUCAAACUUACUUACCCCUAUUCGAAUAUGUUGUUGUAGGACCGGGACCAGGUAACCCGUCUAAUCUGAAAGAUGUCGGAUUAAUAUCUCAUUUACUAAAAUAUUUGAGAGAGGAAGAUGAUGACAAAGUAGUGCCAUUCUUGGGUAUUUGUUUAGGGUUUCAAUGUUUGUGCGAUGCAUAUGGAAGUUCCAUAAGUCGUUUAGAGAAUGUUAAGCAUGGUCAGGUUUAUGAUGUGCACCCUGUUACUCCUGAAAACGAUCUAUAUACUUCUCAAAGUGCAAUUGAGAUUCCUAGCGUUCGAUAUCAUUCUCUCUAUGUCCUGUCAUUAGGCGUUGAAAUGAGGCCAUUGGCUUAUUGCUUUGAGCCUAAUAAUUCAGACGACAAGGACUCAAAAAUAUUGAUGGCAGGAAAACAUAAAUGUCGUCCAUAUUAUGGUGUUCAAUACCAUCCAGAAUCUGCAUGUUCGUCAGAUGGCGAUAAAUUAAUUCUUCGAUUUGAUGAUAUUGCAUCUAAAUAUAACCACAAAAUGAGAAGUGAAGUCUUGGACCCCAAAGAAGAGAAUGAAAAAGCUAAAAGUAUUGUGCUGGAGCUCAAGUCUUCACACAGUCUCAAUUUGAAUCCUCUCUUCAAAGAUGGUCCGUUGAACGACAAUGGAGCUCCAAAGAUAUACUUCAAGAAAAUGAAUUUCGUCAAUAAAGUGACGCCGAUUGAUAUGUGUGAAUUUUUUUACAAGAAUAACAAAUCUUCCCCUAAUUUCGUUCUUUUAAAUUCUGCAUCGAUUCCCAGUGAAUGGUCAAUCAUAGGUCUUCCAAUUCCUGGAAGAUCUCAAAUAGUGACUCAUUCGGUAGACAAUAUGCUGGAAGCAACAGUUCUGAGAUACAAAUCCUCAGAAUGUGAGAAGAUAUCAAUUCCAGAAUCCGAAACUGUAUGGAAUUUUUUGGGCGAUUUAAUGAAGAAAGCUUACAUUUCGAAAGAAUCUAUAGAUUCUCAUCUCGGAAAGGCAUAUCAUUCUAGAGAGAUUCCUUUCUUUGGUGGAUUUUUAGGUUUUGUGUCUUAUGAAGAGGGCCAAUUUAUUGAAAUUGACAAGCUUGGUCGCCUUUGUAAUGGUAAUACACCUGACUUGAAACUAAUUUUUAUUGAGAGGUAUAUGAUAUAUGACCAUUCUUCUGACGAUUGGUUUGUAUUUCUGGUCAGUAAGGAUUUGAAUGACGAAAAAUGGGUAGAAAAGACACGUAUAAUGGUAGAAACUGCAAAUCUUGAUGGUUCAUUGUCUUUAGAUGUCAAUUCAGUACCAAAAAGUGUCAAGGGAUUACUCAAAAAAGAAGAAAAUCAAAAAUUCGAGUUUCAGCUUCCAGAUAAGAAAAUAUACGAAGAGCAGUUUAAUGAAUGCCAGAGGUUGUUGCAUUCUGGCGAUUCGUACGAGUUAUGUUUAACUUGCCAGCUGAAAAUUUCAUUACCAUCUUAUAUUGCACCUUGGGAUAUCUACAAAAUUUUGACUUUGCAUAGAAAUCCUGCUCCUUUCUCUUGCUUUCUUGAAUUCGAAGAUUCCGUCUUAAUAUCUUCUUCUCCUGAAAGAUUUCUCUCGUGGAAGGAUCAUGAUUUUGAUGAAAAUAAAAAAAGAGUCAUUUUGCGUCCAGUUAAGGGAACCGUAAAGAAGUCACCGAAUGUAACUUUAGAAGAUGCCACAAGGAUACUUAAAACUCCCAAAGAGAUGGGAGAAAAUCUAAUGAUUGUCGAUCUUAUCAGACAUGACUUAUUUCAAUUUCUCGAUGACGUAGUAGUGUCUCGCCUCAUGGCGGUAGAAGAAUAUCAGACCGUUUUUCAGCUAGUAAGUGUCAUUGAAGGCAAUCUCGAGACUCGAAAAUCUCAGUAUCAUGGUUUGGACAUUCUCUGUAGCUCACUUCCUCCUGGCUCAAUGACAGGAGCACCUAAGAAACGCUCAGUUCAUUUGCUACAAGAUAUCGAGUCAUUACAGCCCACAAGUAUACCAGGAGGAAGAAGAGGAAUAUAUAGUGGCGUUGCUGGUUAUUGGUCUGUCACAGACAAUUCAGACUGGUCUGUAGUUAUUCGCUCUCUAUUCCACUAUCGUGACGAUUUAUCAAAUACUCCUGAUAAUAGCAUAUGGCGUAUAGGAGCAGGAGGAGCAAUUACUGUGCUUAGUGAAAUGCAAUCGGAGUGGGAAGAGAUGCUUACAAAGCUUACAGCUGCUCUACAGCUGUUUGAUUGA
This is a messenger RNA of Priceomyces carsonii, 2358 nucleotides long. RefSeq names its product 4-amino-4-deoxychorismate synthase (gene ABZ1). Lineage: Eukaryota; Fungi; Ascomycota; Pichiomycetes; Serinales; Debaryomycetaceae. Gene Ontology annotation, molecular function: aminodeoxychorismate synthase activity. The transcript has a single exon. Gene Ontology annotation, cellular component: cytoplasm. Bases 1 to 2358 code for a protein of 785 amino acids. The record is from RefSeq and is a predicted model, not a curated record. Gene Ontology annotation, biological process: 4-aminobenzoate biosynthetic process.